AUUCCGGUGUACCGAACAAUAAAAAAAAAUCUGACAGGGUUCCCAAUUUUUCUUUUUCUUUUUUUUUCUUAUUCAUCAUUAUGUCCACUGUUGUUGAAGGCAAAGAUACUGUCAGAUUUAUUGAAGAAGAACAAGUGAACGCUGCUGCUGCUGCUGAAACUGAAUCUACACCUACCGAGUCUACUGAAAAUGAUCAAUCGGCUGCCUUCAAUCCAGAAACAGGUGAAAUCAACUGGGAUUGUCCUUGUUUGGGUGGUAUGGCACAAGGCCCUUGUGGUGAACAAUUCAAGGCUGCUUUCAGUUGUUUUGUCUAUUCUGAAGCAGAACCUAAAGGCUUAGAUUGCGUAGAGAAAUUUAAGGAUAUGCAAGAUUGUUUCCGUCGUCACCCUGAUGUCUAUGGCGACGAAAUUGAUGAUGAUGAAGAAGAAGAAGAAACAGAGAUUGAACAAGAAGCUAAAGAAGCCAGUGCAGUGGUUGCUUUGUCUGCUAAUGAAGAAUCAUCCUUUUCUUCUUGGGUUUCAUCAUGGUUUUAGAACAUAUAGAACACCAUUAAACUCUUUUGUACAAUAAAUAUCCCCCCUCCCUUGUUCCUUUAUUAUUUCUCUUCUUCUAUAAAAUCUAAUAAAGCUUUAUAACAAAAACUAU
Gilbertella persicaria is the source of this 645-nucleotide messenger RNA. RefSeq lists its product as uncharacterized. Gene Ontology annotation, cellular component: mitochondrial intermembrane space. Gene Ontology annotation, molecular function: protein-disulfide reductase activity. Lineage: Eukaryota; Fungi; Mucoromycota; Mucoromycetes; Mucorales; Choanephoraceae. The record is from RefSeq and is a predicted model, not a curated record. Bases 81 to 533 code for a protein of 150 amino acids. The transcript has 2 exons. Gene Ontology annotation, biological process: protein import into mitochondrial intermembrane space.